AUAGAGAAAGUGCUGUCACUGCAAGAAGAAGAGUUGAAAUUCUUGGAUAACGUCCGCAACUGUAUAAACAUACGGAUCCGAUGCGAUCGCGAUUACGCCUCGUCUUUGCUUAUGGUCGCCGUUUGCGGACAGAAGUGUCAUUUCAAUGACAACAUCGGCAACACUAAUAUCGGGACCGUUUGGCGAACCAUUGCCGAUGAGACACACGAGUUGAGCAAAUUGAUGGCCAAUAGUGCCGAUGAGUUGACACACGAAGUGCUGGAACUCAUCGAUGAAUUAGUGUCCGAGAAGAAGGCUCUGAGGAAGUCAUUAAUUGACGAAUACAAUAGAUAUUGCAGUCAAUUAGAUAACUCGUGUCAAAGGAUUCAAUCGGAAUACGAGAAAUGUUUGACGAAUUACAAGAGCACUAAAACUAAAUACGAAGACAUUUGGCUUCGUUUGCCUAAAAAGACUGAACACAACGCAAACAUCAAUUCAAAGAUUGAAAAACAAUUCAUUGAUAUUAAGAGAAAAUAUGAGAAAUUAUGCCAAAGACUGCAUGUUUUGCACAACGAUUACUGUUUGGUCACAACAGAAGCCAAACAAUACGAAAACGAUUUUAGAUUACUAUUAAUUCCGGCACUUAUUUCAUACCACGAAUCCAUUCUUAUGGACUCAGAUAUAACACAAGAAAAUUCCAAUAUCUACGGGAAUCUGAAGGGAAAGUUGACAAAACCGAUGCCACCGCACGUCGCCAUUGGAUUCAAUGAUAAACUGCUCGACGAUUUUGUUGGCGCUCUUAAGCCAAACCAAUUAAUUAUUGAUACAGAAAGUGAAUUACAACACAAACUAACAAUAAGUCAGUUAGAAAUCCGAGACAAACGUAAUCUUCAGAAACAAUACGAACAGGAAAUGAGAACUCUAUUGCCGUUGAGUGAAGACAACGAGAACGCAAAGAUGGGCAUUAAAAUCAGAAAGAGAGCCAUCGAUAUCGUUAAGAAGGAUCUGCUAUUCAUUGAAACCCAACACGAGAGGACACACCAAUUGUGGGAAAGGGUUGACGUCUCUCUCACUAAGAUAUCGGGCCUUCAAGUGCCCAAUGGUCUCGAACUCAAUCUCACGACACCUCAUAAGACCAAUAGUAAUACAACAGUUCAGGCAAUAGUAAAUUCAAUGGAAAACAGAUCAAUGACUAGCGUAUCGACCACUCAGGACACCACAAAGUCGUACUCAUCCCUGUCUAACACCAUGUCUUGGGGCCGCACUUUCUUGACGAGACUCAAGAGGCAAAAGAUGUCGGGUUCGGUGUCGACGCUGACAAGUGUGCCCUCGACUACCAUUUCUCACAAUUUGGCCCAAAGACGAGAAAAGGAUGAGACGAUUGAAUUGUGUGACGAGGAAUGGUUUCACGGAAGUCUUCCCAGAAGUGAAAGCAAUAAAUUACUCUUAAAAAUGGGAGACUUUAUGGUUAGGGAGAGUCUGAAUAAUGGACAGCCCUGUUAUGUGGUGUCCGUAUUAUGGAAUGGAUUUCGGCACUUCAUUAUUAGCACCGAUUCUCAGAUGUAUAUCAAUAUA
This is a messenger RNA of Medioppia subpectinata, 1554 nucleotides long. Lineage: Eukaryota; Metazoa; Arthropoda; Arachnida; Sarcoptiformes; Oppiidae. The record is from the annotation of a GenBank genome assembly.